This is a messenger RNA of Anopheles nili, 2166 nucleotides long. Its product is annotated as organic cation transporter protein. Gene Ontology annotation, biological process: transmembrane transport. Lineage: Eukaryota; Metazoa; Arthropoda; Insecta; Diptera; Culicidae. Gene Ontology annotation, cellular component: membrane. The record is from RefSeq and is a predicted model, not a curated record. Gene Ontology annotation, molecular function: transmembrane transporter activity. The transcript is spliced from 10 exons. The coding region runs from base 1 to 2166 and encodes 721 amino acids.
AUGUCCGUUCGGUGGGAAUCACCGGCUAAACGCCGAUCCCGGGCCAGUGAGGAUGAGUGUGAGAUCGCGAUGUUGGCGGAUCCGUCGGCAACUUCCGGUGAUGGUGAUGGCGAUCAUUCGCGCUCGCGGAACGAUCAUGUAGGGCGGGAAGAUACAGGCCGUAAUACUUCCGGUGCAGGCAGCCGGUGCCCAGUGGCGAGGGUGGAUACCGAGCUGAGCGAGGAUGAGGAAGAGGAAUGUGCAACAAGCGGAACGGGAGAGGACACCGAAGAUAUCGUUGUGCUGGAUGAGGCGAGUGAGCGGCUGCUGGGAAAGUGGAAUGGUAAUCCAAAAGUGAAGAUGUUCAAAUCAAAAAGCGCCUCCCCGAGCGACCCACCACCAGCGGUCCCGCAGGAUAGCACCGCGAUGCACAUCACACUGAACCCGUCGUCCCGGGCGGCCAGCCCUUCGCCCUCCGCCAACCCGCACCACCAACCGAGCGGCCGGAGCAUCAACAACAACAACAGCAGCAGCGGUGCCAACAACAACAACACGGCCAGCAACAAACCCACCGCCAAGGGCGACGGGACGAAACGACCGAAGGGCUCGGACGAGGAGUGUGACGUCAUCGGCGAGCUGAUCGGGGACUACGGCAAGUGGCAGUUUGUGAUGACGUUUCUGUUGUCCCUGUUCCAGGUGCCGAACACGUUCCACAUCUACUCGCCAACGUUUCAGGCGGCAGAUAAAAGCUUCUGGUGCCGGCGGCCAGCCCACCUGGCGGACGUUUCCAUCGACCGGUGGCGGAACGUGUCCGGGUCGGAGGAAAAUUGCCGGAUGCUGAGCUACGACUGGAACGCGCUAACGAGCGCCCAACUGUCGCUGAGCAACUUUUCGCUACCGCCCAACAUCACCGAGACGCUGGCGUGCAGUGCCUGGGAGUUUGACACGCAGGACAAUCUCGGCAAUACGUGGUCGUCCGAGUGGAACCUGGUGUGCGAUAAGGAGCACCUGAAGAACGUGGCCGAGAUGUUCUUUUUGGUUGGCGUCGCGACCGGUGGCAUUAUGUCCGGUGUUUUGUCGGACAUGUUUGGCCGCAAAAUGAUGCUCUUCAUCUCUGCCGUCCUGCAGUCGAUUUUUGGACUGGCGCUUUACUUUGCGGACUCGUUCGAGUUCUAUCUCGUGCUAAGGGCUCUUCUAGGUAUCGUUUCGGUGUCAGUGACGUACGCUGGGUUGAUCCUUGCGAUCGAGUACGUCGACGGAAAGUGGCGCACGAUCGCGGGCAUGUACAACCUGUUCCCGCUGCCAGUUUCAUACAUUAUGAUCUCCGGAAUCGCCUAUCUCACGCAGGACUACCGGAAUCUGCAGCUGUGCAUCGGUUUGCCGGGUGUGUUCCUGUGCUUCCUGUGGUUCGUUCUGCCGGAAUCACCCCGCUGGCUGCUGUGCAAGGGACGGAUCGCUGAGGUGAAGGAAGUGAUUCGUAAGGCGGCAGCAUUCAACAACCGCCCGCUACCUGACAACCUGGACAAGCUGCUGAAACCGCCGAUGGACGAGGAGCAAACGGCCGCCGGUGUUUGCGAGCUGUUCCGUUCGAAGUAUCUGCGUAUGGUGACGUUUUGCUUCCUGUGCAUCUGGUUUACGAUGAAUCUCGUCUACUAUGGGCUGGUGCUGAACAUGAACAGCUUCGGGGGCAACAUCUAUCUCAACUCGGCACUCGCUGGUCUGGUGGAAAUUCCCGCCAUCGCGCUGGCCAUGUACAUCAUCAACCGAACCGGCAAAAAGUGGCUCUUCUGUGCGACGUUCUUUUUCGCCGCCCUUGCGUGUCUCUGCGCAGCCAUCGUCGAAGGCAAACCGGAGUUUCUGUCGAUGAAAAUCACGUUCGUCAUGAUAGGAAAGUUCACCAUCAGCGCGGGAAACACCAUCAUGCCGGUGUAUACGGCAGAACUCUACCCAACCGCCAUCCGGAACGUGGGUGUUGGUGCUUGCAAUCUGGCCGCCGGGUUUGCCCUCGUCCUUACGCCCUACCUAUCGAUGCUGACGAAAAUUGAGGUCCACCUGCUGAUGACGCUGCUGACGGCUUGGUGUAUUUUUGGCGCAAUUGUGAUCAUCUUCCUGCCGGAAGCCAUGCAACACCACGAGCACGAGGAGCACGACGAGGACAGAGAAAUCGAUACGCAAUUGACGGCUUAA